Messenger RNA from Saccoglossus kowalevskii, 1122 nucleotides. RefSeq lists its product as uncharacterized. Gene Ontology annotation, cellular component: cytosol. The record is from RefSeq and is a predicted model, not a curated record. Gene Ontology annotation, molecular function: NF-kappaB binding. NCBI's taxonomy places the organism in Eukaryota, Metazoa, Hemichordata, Enteropneusta, Harrimaniidae. Gene Ontology annotation, biological process: cellular response to tumor necrosis factor.
AUGAGUACGGUGUUACACAAAGCCAUCUUGAACGAGCGUCUACAUCAAACGCGACUGUUGGUGUCAUUAGGUGCGAACAUAGAGAAAAGAGACCGAGAUGGAAGGACCCCUCUCAUGCUCUGCACUGUCAUCAACAACCAGGAAUACGCGUUUAAAAUGUUUAUGAUUCUUUUACGUGCCGGUGCCUAUACCAACGUCAGAGACAACCAUGGACGAAGUGUUCUGAACUACGCCUGCCUUUACGGAAGGGUCCGAAUGUUGAAGCGGUUACUUAAAGAGGAGAUACUAGAACUAAACUUCACCGAUGAAAACGGUGACACGCCGCUUAAUCAUGCAGCUAUAAGUGGACAACUGGAAAUUGUUAAAAUUCUUGUGGAAGAACUGACCCGAUUCGGCAUGCCUGUUGAUAUGCGAAACAAACAAGGCUACACCGCUCUUCUGCUGGCUACGAAACACGGUAAUUACGAAUGUGCACGAGUCUUGUUAAACGAAGGAAAUGCUUCGCUCAGUUCUCGCGACAACGAGUGCUUCAUGAACGCCGGCGAAUGGGCCAAAUACAGUCACGAACAACUCACCGAAAAGAUGAGAAAUCGGGACGGAAUGCGUUUAUAUCCCCGAUCCAGAUCAGCAUGGGAAUGCACGGUGACUCCAUUGAUGCACAGUUCCCCGCAAAGUUCACCGCGCACUGCCCGGGAUUUUGACAGUGCUUCUUUGCCGCCGAUCAGUUUAUGCUCGUCGCCUAAACCGAGCGGUGGGUUGACCGAAUUACGGCGCCAACAGACUUCGCUCAGCAUGUUAAUGGGGAGUUUAGAAGAGCGACAACGCAAUGGCCUCAUUAGCCGCGGAGUCAGCCGUCGAAAUUUCCGACCGCCGUCGUCAACGACAAACAGCUCUAUACCGACGCACGUACUUAUGGGUUCUAGAUAUAUGACCAAAGGUGAAAAGGGACACACAAUGGCAGACGAUUUAAGAAAACUGUUCAAUCUAUACCAACAGGAACUGUGCUAUCGAUCAGUGUCAACUCCCCCCGAUGUCAACAGAACACCUAUUUUGUUUCAAGUGCCUUCAGUAGUAGAGAACUCGCGACCCCCUGUACAAGUACCGGCGUUACAAGAAAUGUAA